GAGAGAGGAAAGACAGAGUGGGGUGGAGAAGAGAACCCGCCGAGAGAGGAGAAGGGUGGAGAAAGCGGCAGAGGAGUGACUCCUGGGUUCUUCUCACUCAACAAAAGGCCUCACUCGAAUCCCCAGACAACACGCGAAAAAAGGGAAUAACAUCUGUUUAUCUGCAUAUUCCUAUGUUCAAAAAACGAGAGGAGAAAAAACACAGAGAUCGACAGAGGACAAAAGACGUCUCAGAGGAUGCAGAAUUAGAAAGAACAAACUGCGUCUGGAGGACCAAAGGGAAAGUAAACCUUUUCUCUGGGAUCCACCAGCGCGGGAGUCACCUCACCUGUACCUUCGGAUUAAAGAGCAGGGUCAUGUCCCAGUUGCCAUGCGCAUCGCCACGCUGACCUGCCUCCCCGGCCCUCCCCCCUUCCUCUUUCUAUUGGCCCAGCUGCUGCUGCGGCUCCUCCUCCCCGGGCCGGAGUCGGUGGGAGCCGCCUCCCCCUGCCCCUCCCUCUGCACCUGCUCCAACCAGGCCAGCCGAGUCAUCUGCACCAGGCAGAACCUGGAGGAGGUGCCCGAAAGCAUAUCGAUCAACACGCGAUACCUCAACCUGCAGGAGAACUCGAUACAGGUUAUCAAGUCAGACACUUUCAAGCACUUGAGGCACCUUGAGAUCCUCCAGCUCUCCAAGAAUCAGAUCCGUCAGAUUGAAGUCGGAGCGUUCAAUGGCCUCCCCAACCUCAACACGCUGGAGCUCUUCGACAACCGCCUCACACUGGUGCCAUCACAUGCCUUCGAGUACCUCAGCAAGCUGCGGGAGCUGUGGCUGCGCAACAACCCCAUCGAGACUCUGCCGGGCUAUGCCUUCCACCGCGUGCCCUCGCUACGCCGCCUGGACCUCGGGGAGCUCAAGAAGUUGGACUUCAUCUCCGACGCAGCCUUCGUGGGCCUCGUUAAUCUACGCUACCUGAACCUGGGAAUGUGCGGGCUGAAGGACAUUCCCAAACUGACGGCCCUCGUGCGUUUAGAGGAGCUCGAACUGUCGGGCAACAGGCUGGAGAUUAUCCGACCGGGUUCCUUCCAGGGCCUGGUGUCCCUGCGUAAGCUCUGGCUGAUGCACUCGCAGGUGUCCGUCAUCGAGCGCAACGCCUUCGACGACCUGAAGAGCCUGGAGGAGCUCAACCUGUCGCACAACUCCCUGCACUCCCUGCCCCACGACCUCUUCACACCGCUUCACCAGCUGGAGAGAGUGCACCUCAACCACAACCCGUGGAUCUGCAACUGUGAUGUCCUUUGGCUUAGCUGGUGGUUGAAAGAGACGGUGCCCAGCAACACCACCUGCUGCGCCCGCUGCCACGCUCCUCCGUUCUUGAAGGGCAAGUACAUCGGGGAGCUCGACCAGAGCCACUUCACCUGCUACGCGCCGGUCAUCGUAGAGCCCCCCACGGACCUCAACGUCACUGAGGGCAUGGCCGCUGAGCUCAAGUGUCGCACGAGCACCUCGACAACGUCCGUCAACUGGAUCACCCCCAACGGCACGCUGAUGACCCACGGCUCGUACAAGGUGCGGAUAUCCGUCCUGCACGACGGCACGCUCAACUUCACCAACGUCACCCUGCGAGACACGGGGCAGUACACCUGCAUGGUCACCAACGCCGCCGGCAACACCACCGCCACCGCUGUCCUAAACGUCACCGCAGCGGACGCCAGCGUGAACUACACCUACUUCACGACGGUCACCGUGGAGACAGUGGAGACCCCGGGAGACGAAGACUCCGCGUUCGCCAGCAAUGAGACAUUCAUCCAUGUUCACCCUGGGCCCACGCCCUCGGGUCACCUGUGGCCAGGAGGCGUUCCUACAACUGCCUCCUCUCUGUCAGCGGGCUGGUCCUCCUCCUCUCCUCAGACCACCCGACCCACCUUCACUGUGCCCAUCACCGAGCCGGGCUUCUCAGGCUUGGAUGACGUCAUGAAGACCACCAAGAUCAUCAUAGGCUGCUUCGUGGCCAUCACCUUCAUGGCAGCAGUGAUGCUGGUGGUCUUCUACAAGCUGAGGAAGCAGCACCAGCUACAUAAACACCACGGCCCGGCUCGCGCCAUCGAGAUCAUCAACGUGGAGGAUGAGCUGGGGGCCGGUGGUCGAGGCAGCGGCAUCUCGGGAGGCUCCACGGUGACGCAGGGCGGAAGCAGCGGAAUAGGAGGAGGCCAGAGCCUCAGGCUGCACCACCCGGAGAUAGUCAACCUGCCGAACUUGGCCCGAUCGGAGCACCUAAACCACUACUACAAAACUCAUCACUUCAACAACAACAUGAUGGGCCUGGGCAUGGGCCCAGGGUCUGGCGUGGGCCUCAACAACAACAACAACCCCUCGCCUUGCUCUCAGAGCACGUCCAUAUCCUGUUCCCAGGUUCCGACCGGUGGAGGAAUGGCCGCAGGUGGCACCCUGCCCUCCUCUGUGGCCCUGCCCCAGUUGGGUCUCCACAGUUCCCUGAAAGGCAUUAUGGGGAAAAGCCAAAAGGAGGCGCUGCUUUUUAAGAGCAGCUCUAAGGAAAAUGUGCAAGAGACUCAAAUUUGAGCAAAUGUGAAAGUUAAAGUGAGAGGUAAGAAAUAACAAAACGCCCGGUAGAGAGAGUGAGACAAAGGGAGCCUGUGAGACCGGGUUCAUGAGACUGAUUGUAGCCUACCGUCCAGAGAAUAUUAUUUUUCACACAGACCCUGCUUUGUGUUGUCAGUCUGUGGACAGAGAGAAGCAGCUAUGAAGACCGAAGGAGGUUUGAGAGUUUGGUGAAUGAUCAGCACUAGUCCCACCAACAGCCUCCGCCCAUGAUUCUAAACUCACUCAGACACAGAAAAACAUACGAUGUGAGCCACAAUAGAGUCGUUCCGUUUGCCGCGCAGCCUGCUACAGUGUUCUCCAGAGUCAAGAUCAAACCAACGUGUUUCAUUUGGCCUCCACAAUCAAAGUGGAAAGCUGUGAAACGAGCAAUGAGCCUCUCUAGGUUUUUUUUUUCCUCACACAUAUAUUUCCAGAUACAUCGGGUGUAUAUAUAUUUGGAGGGGAGACACACUAUUGUCCGUAGAACACGUUGUCAGAUUAGUGUUUGGCAGAGAAACCCGAACGGGCAAACAAUGGUUUGGGCGAGCGGAACGGUCCCGGGUUUCCAGGAUGAACUAAAACAAAAACCCCGGGAAGCUAAAUUAGAGCAAUGCAGCAAUUCUGUCCGCGACACUGAGUAAUAUAUUGCUGGGAGAUAGAACAACAACUGGUAUUUUCUUCAGUUUCACUCUCACUUUCUCAAUUCCCCCCCCCCCCCCCCCCACCCCCC
This is a messenger RNA of Pungitius pungitius (ninespine stickleback), 3311 nucleotides long. It is a transcript of the gene lrrc4ba, whose product is annotated as leucine rich repeat containing 4Ba. Gene Ontology annotation, biological process: regulation of presynapse assembly; regulation of postsynaptic density assembly; positive regulation of synapse assembly. The record is from RefSeq and is a predicted model, not a curated record. Bases 371 to 2560 code for a protein of 729 amino acids. The transcript has 3 exons. Gene Ontology annotation, molecular function: signaling receptor binding. NCBI's taxonomy places the organism in Eukaryota, Metazoa, Chordata, Actinopteri, Perciformes, Gasterosteidae. Gene Ontology annotation, cellular component: plasma membrane; postsynaptic density membrane; glutamatergic synapse.